AUGGAAGCUAAACUUGCGGCCUUUGAGGCUUCAAAACGCAAACCAAAACCGGACCUUAAGAAAUUUAUUAAAAUUGGCUCAAGAUACUUUCACAUCGAAGAGAUGCACAAGUUGAAUUGGUAUGCCGCUUUUAAAGCCUGUAGAGAAAUUGGAGGAAGACUGGCUAUCAUUCAAAAUGAAGAAGAACUGAACAAAAUCAACGACCGGGUCGAAUGGCUAACCAACUACUGGCUGGGCAUCAACUCCUUGAUUGAAGCGGGUCGUUACAAGACCUGGCCCUAUGGAGAAAAACAAAGACCUUUUAUAAAGUGGUUGCGUGGUACUUUCCGCGACCACGAUUACGGCAGGAAAUGUCUGGUACUCCUCGAAUCUAAAAUGUUGGAUCGUGAAUGUGAUGAAUAUCGUCCCUUUAUAUGUGAGGCAGUCAUUAAAGAGUGA
Drosophila ananassae is the source of this 438-nucleotide messenger RNA. RefSeq names its product accessory gland protein Acp29AB-like. Gene Ontology annotation, cellular component: external side of plasma membrane. The record is from RefSeq and is a predicted model, not a curated record. Gene Ontology annotation, biological process: biological process involved in interspecies interaction between organisms. NCBI's taxonomy places the organism in Eukaryota, Metazoa, Arthropoda, Insecta, Diptera, Drosophilidae. Bases 1 to 438 code for a protein of 145 amino acids. The transcript has a single exon. Gene Ontology annotation, molecular function: carbohydrate binding.